Messenger RNA from Perca fluviatilis (European perch), 406 nucleotides. RefSeq names its product nidogen-1-like. The record is from RefSeq and is a predicted model, not a curated record. NCBI's taxonomy places the organism in Eukaryota, Metazoa, Chordata, Actinopteri, Perciformes, Percidae. Gene Ontology annotation, biological process: cell-matrix adhesion.
UCCCUCCCGCAUCUCCUUCUCCUCCUCUCAGUCCUCCGCUGUAUUUCCUCCGUAUCAGCUGUCUGUGUUGCCCGCUUCCAUCGCCUCCUCCCCGGCUCUCUUCACUGGGGAAUACCGCUGGUUUUUAAACUGCGUCUGUGGAGCAUUUUUCUUUUAAUUUAUUAUUAUUUUUUUGUUGUAAACGUAGAAGAUGAGAGCCCGGUACCCGAGCUCGAGCUGGGUGUUGUGGGUCUCCACGUGCCUGCUGAGCCUGGGUGUUUUGACCCGGGCUCUGGAGCUCCAGGAGCUGUUUGAGUUCGGAGAAGAAGCCGGAGACCUGCAGCUGCUGCCCGGCUCGGACUCCACCGCCGAGCUGCCUCUCAACGGCUCUCUGUUCUUCUUCGGAGACACCUUCGACAAAGUUUAC